This is a messenger RNA of Lactuca saligna, 369 nucleotides long. The record is from the annotation of a GenBank genome assembly. NCBI's taxonomy places the organism in Eukaryota, Viridiplantae, Streptophyta, Magnoliopsida, Asterales, Asteraceae.
AUGCUUGAGGCUGAUGUGUCUCCCAUCAAACGAAUAUUAUUUAUGGUUGAUGACACUGAAGAUAUUAUUGAUUCUCCCUCCCACUCUCAUCAUGAUGACCACCCUCCACCACUAACUCCACCUAUUGGGAACAUUCCUCAAGCUUUAUUUCAACCUCUUCCACCUUUAAAUCCUCCCCCUCCAAUUCCCCCUGCACCUAUCAACACUCCUCCAAAGUCUCCACUAGGGUCUCUUCCGCAUCCUAAUACUGAUUAUGAUGAAGGUUUUCUAGAUAUGAACUUCAUGUCACGAGUUAUGCCUCUUAACAUUAUUUAUCCAGAAGCUAUUCCUAAGGGGGAGGUUCCUCAAGGCGCUGAUAAUGAUGUUUAG